CAAGGUAUGUUGUUGGCUCUGUCCCAGCUUACCUCACUGAGCAGUGACAACUACAAACUGUGUUGUCCGGUCAUGAAGCCAAAGUCCUUGUCCACGGGAACCUGCCAAGCUCCAAAAGAUGAAAUUUCUUCCUGUGAGGACAUCCUCCGGACGCCCUUUUUCCGGGUUUUUCUGUGGCUCGUGGCGUCGCUGACAAUCUUGGGCAACAGCUGUGUCCUGGUUUACCGGCUGUGUGUAGAGCGCAAGCCUUCCACACUGGGCUACAACACGUUCGUCACCAACCUCAGCGCCUCCGAUCUCCUCAUGGGGAUUUACUUGGCUAUCAUCGGCGCUGCGGACCAAGUCUACAAGGGCCGCUACUUGUGGGAGGCAGACUCCUGGCAAAACUCCAGUUACUGUUCCCUGGCCGGGUUUCUGUGCACGGUGUCCAGUGAGGUGUCCGCCCUCACCAUCUGUAUGGUCACUCUAGACCGUUACCUGGCCCUGGCCUUCCCGCUAGCCAAUGUCCACCUGACCCCGAAGAAAGCCCAAUGUCUGGUGCUGGUCACAUGGGUUGUCGGCGUCCUGUUUGCUGGAGUUCCUCUGUUACCUCCCUUGUCCCACUGGCGGUUCUACGCUCAGACCGCCGUGUGUGUUCCCCUGCCCAUCACCCGCGCCGACUUCCCGGGGAGAGACUACGCCUUCUCUGUCUUCAUCCUCGUCAACCUGGCCCUGUUUGUGGCUAUCGCUGUGGGCCAAGUCCUCAUCUACCGCUCGGUGAAGGCCAACAGUCGCAAGAUGGUGGCUGCUGUGUCCAGUAGGAGAAACCAGGACGCUACCAUCGCGAAAAAGUUAGCCCUUGUUGUGAUAACUGACUUCCUGUGCUGGUUUCCGAUUGGAGUUAUGGGUAUCCUGUCUAAAGUUGGAGUUCCAAUCCCUGGAGAAGUGAACGUGGUCGCGACCAUCUUCAUCCUACCUCUCAACUCCGCCCUCAACCCGUACCUCUACACUCUCCCCGCCGUGAAGAAGAAACUGGAGCAGUGGAAGGCAAAGUCCCACGAGAACAAGGCAGGUUCAGCAGGUUUCAGGCUUAGAUCCAUAGACCUUCCACACAGAGACGUGUCCAGCGGAUCAACGCAGUUUGAGUCUGUCUGUAGCGAUAGCUCUAUGUCUGCUGGUGGCGCCGCUGACGUCAUCAAGGCCCAGGCCUGUCUGGACAAGCUCCGAGCCUGGCUAGAGACGGGGCGCAUCUCCAGAGAAAGAGUGACAGAAAUCUUGUCUCACUUCCAGACACAGUAGUCUGUCUGUCUAUGUCUGUGACACAGAAGUCUGUCUUUGUAUGUAAAACAGUAGUCUGUCUGUCUGUCUCUGUAUGUAACACAGUAGUGCACGCCAGGACAUCGGUGUGUCAUGAACUCAAGAUCAGAACGCACAUUUUUGUCAUUACUAUUCAGACAAUUUGCUUGUGAUCAGCGUAGAUUAAUGACUUUUUUUCAAACGUCCGUAAUCCUAUACUUGUUACAUUUGUAUAUUCUUAAACUUAAUUAUGGAGCUUUAUUAUGAUUCUAAGUUGUUGUUUUCUCCAUUUUCUGUUGAUUCAAGCAUAAUGGUACUGUCUACUGUCGGCUUGCCAGGCCUGCUAUAGCUUUGCCAGAGCCUAUAGCCGGACAUCCCAGGGUGGCCAAGGGUGGCCUUCAUGGCUACAGUAGCUGCCCACACCAUACACUCCAUGGCUACUGUAACAGCCCACACCAUACACUCCAUGGCUACUGUAGCAGCCCACACCAUACACUCCAUGGCUACUGUAGCUGCCCACACCAUACACUCCAUGG
Aplysia californica (California sea hare) is the source of this 1811-nucleotide messenger RNA. Its product is annotated as G-protein coupled receptor GRL101. Gene Ontology annotation, cellular component: membrane. Gene Ontology annotation, molecular function: G protein-coupled receptor activity; protein-hormone receptor activity. The record is from RefSeq and is a predicted model, not a curated record. NCBI's taxonomy places the organism in Eukaryota, Metazoa, Mollusca, Gastropoda, Aplysiida, Aplysiidae. The transcript is spliced from 2 exons. The coding region runs from base 7 to 1278 and encodes 423 amino acids. Gene Ontology annotation, biological process: G protein-coupled receptor signaling pathway.